AUACCCACUGCCUCGUUAUAGCGAAGCAAGGAGUUGUAUACAUACUGACAGGUUUGAGAAUUUUCGCACGCACUGCACUCGACAGGCCGUGACGAGCAGAGCAAAGCAGAGCGGAGCAGAGCGAGGUAUACACGGCAGAGAGGAAUAAAGGUGCUUAUGCAUGCAUCACCUCCUUCUUCUUCUCCUUUUCCUCAUCCCACUCGUUACCUACGUUCGCCUUUCUUUUACGGAGCUCUCCUGCAGUCGUCAUCGCGUAUGUUAUUAUUCAGAUAUGCACGCAUGAGAUCAUGUACACAGAAGCAGCUCGCAGCAACAAGCUGACGGUGGGAAAUUGCUGCGCUGCCGUAGGAGGAAGGAUCAUCGUCUUCGUCGUCUAGUUAUGGUUAGCGGUGCUGCAGUAGGCCCGUUUUAUACUUUGACGCUUUAUCGUAGCCUGUUGUUUUGUCAUUGUCGUCGUCUUCGUCGUCGUCUUCGUUGUGCUGAAUGUCAAUGCUCCUGAUCUGAGAACCAACAUGAACUGGAGCUGCUGCUGCUUCUGUUGUUGGCCCUUCAAGUAGAUUUGGCUUCGAUUACAAGCACUUUUUGCAUCAUCUAUGAAUUUUGGAGUUUUAAAUCGCAUUAAUAGCAAGAGAAUUGGAGACAAAAUGUACUCGGAGUGGGCAUCGCUUAGUAUGCUGAUACAGCAGGGGACUGAUGACAGUCAAAGCGUUCUUGAAAAAUUUGCUCCUGGUGUUGGCAGAGAAGUAACGUUGUCCAUUGUCAGACAACUUGCGACCAAUCUUGGCAUUGCUCAGGCUGCAGAAGCUAGUCCUCUCAACACAGAUAAAGAAGUACAAUGGUGCAUGGAAGUUAUUUGUUUUGGUUUGUCUCUGCCCUUGACUGAACAUGACACUGUGAGAGACUGCGUUAAUGUGUACUGCGAAUGGCUCUCUGCCUUGUACACUUCACCUAAAAUAUCAGUGCCUAAGCCAAUAGCGCAAGAUCCCAAUUUCUAUGCUAGAAGAAUAAUUGGACAUUUGCAUAAUCUUUUUGUACCUAGGAAAGGAGAAGUUUGGCCAUUUUUAUACCAGGAUUCGGGAUCUGACACAAUCAAUAAACAAGCAGUAUUAUGUCAUAGAGUAUUAAGAACAUUACAGCAAGUAGCUAGAAGUUCCACUACUUUAGACAGAGAAACAUGGGAAAGUUUACUUUUAUUUUUAAUCGGUAUUAAUGAUGCUCUCUUGGCUCCACCUGCAAUCAGAGAAGAUACAGGGGAACAGUUGUGCGAAAGAGUCUUAGGAGUUCUUUUAGAGGUAUGGCUUGUAGCAUGUGAGCGAAAUUUCCCAUCACCUCCUUUAUGGAAAACCUUACGAGAAUCAUGUCUACGAUGGCGGCAUCGUUUAUCUUUAAUAGAGCAAUGGAAUCGUGUUUGUUUAGCACUAACAGCUCGUCUAUUACACAUAAUGUAUGGACCAAUGUUUCCAGAAUUAAAAAUAAGUGAAGAAGAUUCUCAAUUAGUCUCUAGUAAAAUGUCCAAUGAAGCCGUCUCUCAAGCUUGGUACAGGCUUUUGCGUACUAUUGGAGAUCCUGUAGACUUAUGUCGUCCAGCUGUAAUUUCACAGACUCAAGCUUUUUUAAGAUAUGCAAUAGCUAGUCCCACUGUUGUCGAUCCUUGUCAACAUCCUUGUCUCCAGCAAUUACCUUACAUCUUUCUGAAAGCAAUCAAAGGCAUUGCUGGACAAGUUGAUGCAUUUUUAGGAAUCACUCAGGCUUGCUGCUGGGAGGAUUGCUGCGUAACGACGAAUGCCUCUGGGCCCGCAAGUAUCGAGCGUAUUGCCAGCAGUGGUAACCAGCAGGUUCAUUCGACACCAACUCCACCGACCCAACGUAGACUCGCCAAGAGCUUUAGCGUCACACCCUCUGCUGUCACUAAGGGUAUUCCAAAGGCUUCGUUGAUUGGCCUAACAACGAGUAGAGUUACGAGCUCAUCAUUGAUCAGUACAAAUUCUGGGCCUUCCUCGUCGUCUAGUACAACUUCUAUUGUAUCAUUAAGUCAAGAUGUGAGACCCCCAUUAGCGUCCGGGCGACCCAAGUGCAAUAGUAUUCUUCAUUUAUUUGGAGAAUGGCUUUUCGAUGCUGCAUUUAUUGGUACUGAUGGGUGGACUCAGCAAUCUCCUCAGCCCAACAAUGCUCCUAAACGGCCAGCUUCGGUAUUAGUCGAUGGUCCGAAUUCUCUUCAAGAGGGUCACAUGACGGAACUUCCAGCAUCUCUCAACAUCGAUCGUUAUGAAGCUGGAAGAGCAGAGGCCAUGGGUACCUUGUGUCGAAUAUUCUGUGCCAAAAAAACUGGAGAAGAAAUUUUGCCCGCUUAUUUGGCAAGAUUUUAUCUGGCUAUGAGCCAUGGUUUGAAAAUUAAAAAAUUUAAUGAGGCAAAAGAGUGUCCCGAAACACUGGCCAGUAUUCUCAUUAAUUCUGCCGAUUUAUUCCGUCUCGAUUUGGAUGGCGUGCAAGUAUUAGUGCCACACGUUCUGGCCGCAUUGGAACUCGUACUUCCAGAAAAAGAUUUACGACUCAAAUCAAAUUCCAUAUCGAAGGUUGAACUUCACAGAUCGUCUAUUCAUUUGCUUUUAUCGAUGCUAUCGUUGCCGCUGCAUUUCCAAAAUUUACCAAUCAAGGAGAUACCCGCGUCGUCGACAGGUUCACACGAAAAAACUCCAAUAACUUUUGCCCAAUUGAAACCGCGACUCAUGAACCUGUUGAUAAACGCGAUACAAGUCGAGGUCGAUCCACAAAAUACACACAUGUUAUUGGGUGGCUUAUUGCUGAGUGUUCAAGACUCGGCGGCGUCUGAAGAAGUAGACCAAGUUACACAACUGGAUAGUAAUAUAUCAAAUGAACCAUCAACUAAUUUGUUGUCAUCUGUUUGCACCAGCGACACAACCAGUCAGAUAAGCAUAUCCAGCGAUCUGCGCUCUCUUGGCGACACAUCCGACAUUGCUAUGCUUCAAGAAGAAAGCGUAUCGUUUGACUCGGCUCAUGCCCUUUUUGUACGAGCCACGUAUUUAGUAUGUCACAGACUUAUAUCAUCAUGGAAAACAGAUCUGAAUAUAUCUUUGGCAGCUUUAGAAAUGUUAUCUGGUUUAGCAAGAACACGCAUUCGUGAGACCGAUUCAUUAGAAUGCAAACGCGCCGUGAAGUGGCUGUGCGACUUUAUAUCUUACCAGUGUUACCGACCACCUCCGGCACACUCGAAGGAUCUGCACUCGUCGAUCGUCGCUGCCUUUACCUGUCUCACUACUUGGCUAACAGCGCAUCCUCAACUUUUACAGGACAAAGAAUGUCUAGCCACGGUACUGGAAGUCGUCGAACUAGGCGUAUCUGGUUCUAAAUCCGUGGGCAAACCUGGCGAAGCAGUAAAAAUGAAAGACGAGAAGGAAUUGAAGCCGGCGUCGAUGCGCGUUCGUGACGCUGCCGAUGCGCUACUCACUACCAUUCUCGAGCAGGUCGGCUACUUUCCAAGCGUCUGCGGAGCCGAGUCUCUUUCAUCUCUCCUCGAUGAGGUCUCGCUGCUGCGUCACUGCAACAGCUGGGCCGGAGGUCAAAUCGCGCGCGAAGCCGUGGUCGAGCGUUUCCGCUACUUCGUGGCCGAUAACGCGACUAUGCUCGCCUUGCUGGAGGAGCCGCUGGGCAACGAUCAGGACCCCCAGCCCACGGUCACGGUGCUGAUUCGUGGCCCGUUCGGACGUCACGCUUGGACGAUGCAGUUGAGGCAUUUGCCGCGGCACAGGUCCGUCGCGAGGAGCACCAACACGAAUCCAGGAAGACCAUUGCCACUCGGCGAUGUGCAACAAACGCCGGAACACAAGCCUCGAUUCUUCCCAGAUAACGUCGAUAAAAUACCGCAUUGCAAAGUAGAUGACUCCAUACCUAGCUUGGAAGCGGUCAUGAACGAGAGCGAAUCGAUAAAAAAUGAGCAUCAAAUUCUGCAUCAAUUGCUCGACUAUGCAAUUGCCAGUGAGAAAAAGUCCAAUGAAGAGAAUGCCAAGCGAGUCGAAUCGGAAAGAUUGGCCGAGUGCUCGUCGCCUAAAAUCUGUCACGAUUUCCAAACCGCUCGACUGUUUCUCAGUCAUUUCGGCUUUUUGAACGUCGAAUCUAGCGAUGAAAAUAAUUCCUCUGGCCUGUCGGGUUUGACAGCUUUAGAUCCGACUAUGGCCGGCUUCGCUGCAGACUUGGAAAAUCUCGAUCACAUAAGCGCCAGAACGUGCGACACGGUGCACGUGUUUUACGUUAAAGCUGGACAGACCGCGCCAGAGGCUAUUUUGGCUAAUGUGCUACACGAGAGCAACGUAUCGUCGAAUUUUCUUGAAUUUCUCAAUACGCUAGGAUGGCCGGUGUACGUAUCGUCUCACGCGGGUUGGACGGGCCACGUAAGAACGUCUUGGCGCUCAACAUCGUCGUCGUCGUCGAGCGACGCGGCGAACAGCAACGGCAACAAUCCAAGCGACGAUAACGCAGAACACGGCGGGGCUCGUUACAACGGUCAAAGCCAGGUAUUGUACUGGGCAGACGUCAGCUCGGAAGUCGCCUUCGUCGUGCCAACUCUGUCGAACAGCGCGGCUUCUGAGAGUCUGCCGCCCGCCGAUGGUAAUUACAACGAGAGCAACAAUGUUUGGUUCGAGCGAUGCGUCAGCGUCGGCGGGGGCGCCCAUGCUUUUUCCAAUACGUCAGCGAGUCAGCCGAGAGCAAUGUCCUUGGACUUGGAUAAACAAUCGUCGAGUUUGGCCUCGGCGGGAUCGACAGCAGCAGCGACGCAACAAACCAACGAGCCGACGAGGCCUCGCAGGACGACGAAACCUCCGUUCCCCGCGCAGACCGACACCAGAAUCAUGGUAGUCUGGUUGGAGAGCUAUGAGGAUUUCUCUCAGUUUCCCAUUUCUGGCCUACUGCCCCAUACGAGUACUGGCCUGGAUAAUUCGAGAAUACUUCAAGCUUGCGACGUGCACGUUAUUUAUCUGCAAGCCCUGGCAAGCGGUCUGAUGCGCGUCAAGCUCCAGGGCCCGACUUCGCGUAUGAAUCUCGCGACGCCCCUGAUCGAUGGCAUGGUCGUUUCACGGCGCGCCCUGGGCUCCCUCGUCCGGCAAACUUGUCUCAAUAUAGGACGAAGAAAAAGACUGGAAAACGAUAGCUAUCAUCCGCCACACGUAAGGAGGCGGCUGAAAAUACAAGACAUGGUGCAGAAGUACAAGCGAAAUCUGCAGCCGCCCGAAUUGUUGACAUUGUUAUUUAAUAGCACGCAGAUGUAAGAUAGGCAGAUAUAUAUAUACAUAUAUUUUUAUUUAUGCAGCAAUUACUUGUGAUAUAUUAUUAUUACUA
Messenger RNA from Trichogramma pretiosum, 5352 nucleotides. Its product is annotated as ral GTPase-activating protein subunit beta. The coding region runs from base 594 to 5282 and encodes 1562 amino acids. Gene Ontology annotation, biological process: activation of GTPase activity; regulation of small GTPase mediated signal transduction. NCBI's taxonomy places the organism in Eukaryota, Metazoa, Arthropoda, Insecta, Hymenoptera, Trichogrammatidae. Gene Ontology annotation, molecular function: GTPase activator activity. The record is from RefSeq and is a predicted model, not a curated record. The transcript is spliced from 21 exons.